Molecule: messenger RNA, 3360 nt
Organism: Pistacia vera
Lineage: Eukaryota; Viridiplantae; Streptophyta; Magnoliopsida; Sapindales; Anacardiaceae
Product: pentatricopeptide repeat-containing protein At1g09900-like
Exons: 5
Coding region: 1-2487 (828 amino acids)
Molecular function (GO): protein binding
Source: RefSeq, a predicted model, not a curated record
AUGCUGAAGAAGAACACGGGUAUAGCUAAGUGGUUUACAUUGCAAUGGUUCUCUUGUUGCCAGCUACUAGAUGCUGCGUCAAGUAUAGAGAGGAUUUAUAAUGGACUAGCAUACCAAUUGACCAAUGAUGUUCUCGAUUUCACCGGCACACCAGCAAUUUUGUCAAGAAACCUUACUUUUAACUCUAGUUCAGGCUCCAACUUUGAUGGCCGUUUUGUUGAAAAGGAUGACUUUGUUGAGAGUACUGAUGGUUAUGACAAAGAUUCUGGAGAUUUGAGUUUCUUUGGUAGUCAUCAUGGUGACAUUAAAAAGAAUAAAAAAUCUAAAUUUGAUAGAUUUGAUAAGGUUGAGGAUUCUGAUGAAGAAUUAGAAGAUGGGGAGCAUGAUAGUGAUUGUGAUGAUACUUUCACAGUUUUGGAUUCUUUUGAUAAAAACUGUUUAAAUAAAGAUGAUAUUAGGAGAGUUGAAGUGGAGGAAGAUGAACUUAGACACCCUUUAGUGAGAGAAGUUUGUAGGUUGAUUGAACUUAGGUCAGCUUGGAGCCCAAAGCAUGAAGAGGAAUUGAGACACCUGUUACGAAGCCUCAAGUCUUGGCAGGUUUGUGCUGUUUUGCGCUCUCAGGCUGAUGAACGUGUUGCUUUGAAGUUUUUCUACUGGGCUGAUAGGCAAUGGCGAUAUCGGCAUGAUACAAUAGUGUAUUAUGUGAUUCUUGAGGUUCUCAGUAAGACAAAAUUGUGUCAGGGUGCUAAGCGGGUUCUUCGGCUUAUGGCACGUAGGGGAAUUAACUGUCGGCCUGAAGCAUUUAGUUAUGUAAUGGUGGCUUACAGUCGGGCAGGCAAGUUGAGAAAUGCAAUGCAGAUAUUGACUAUGAUGCAAAAGGCUGGAGUUAAACCUGACUUAUUGAUAUGUAACACUGCAGUUCAUGUUUUGGUGGUGGGAAAUAAGUUGGAGAAGGCAUUGAGGUUUGUGAAAAGGAUGCAACUUGUUGGCAUUACACCUAAUGUUGUUACUUAUAACAGUUUGAUCAAGGGAUAUUGUGAUUUACAAUGCAUUGAGGAUGCCAUGGAGCUGAUCACUGAAAUGCCAUUUAAAGGAUGUUCUCCAGAUAAAGUUAGUUACUUUACUGUAAUGGGUUUUCUAUGCAAGGAGAAAAGAAUUAAAGAAGUGAGGGACUUAAUGGAGAAGAUGGUGAAUGAUAGUAAUUUGUUACAUGAUCAGGUUACUUAUGGUACUCUUAUCCAUAUGCUCUCAAAGCAUGGCCAUGGUGAUGAGGCUCUUGAAUUUCUGAAGGAGGCUGAAGAUAAGGGAUUUCACGUUGAUAAAGUAGCAUAUAGUGCAAUUAUUCACUCCUUUUGUAAGGACGGAAGAAUCAAGGAGGCAAAAGAACUGGUAAAUCAAAUGUUUCAGAAAGGUUGUAUUCCUGAUGUAGUUACUUACACUACUGUUGUUAAUGGAUUUUGUCGGUUGGGAAAAUUGGACUUAGCUAAAAAGAUGCUUCAGCAGAUGUACAAGCAUGGCUGCAAACCAAACACUGUGUCACAUACUGCCUUGUUAAAUGGGCUUUGUCAUAAUGGAAGAUCAUUAGAGGCUAGAGAGAUGAUUGACAUGUGUGAGGAAGAGUGGUGGACUCCUAAUGCCAUCACUUAUAGUGUUGUGAUGCAUGGGCUGCGGAGGGAAAGAAAAUUAUCAGAGGCUUGUGAUGUGGUGAGGGAGAUGAUUAAAAAGGGCUUUUUUCCAACACCAGUUGAAAUUAACUUAUUAAUUCAGUCUCUUUGUCAAGAUGGAAAAAUCAAUGAGGCUAAAAAGUUCAUGGAGGAGUGCUUAAACAAGGGAUGUGCUGUUAAUGUUGUGAACUUUACUACUGUGAUCCAUGGAUUUUGUCAGAAAGAUGACUUGGAUGCUGCUCUUUCAUUGCUUGAUGACAUGUAUUUGAGCAACAAACACCCUGAUGUAGUCACUUAUACGACGAUAAUUGAUGCUUUGGGGAAAAAAGGUAGAAUAGAAGAGGCAACCGAACUUAGUAACCGAAUGCUUCAAAAAGGUUUGGUUCCUACAGCUGUUACAUACAGGACAAUUAUCCAUCGAUAUUGUCAGAUGGGUAGAGUGGAAGAUUUGUUAGGCUUGCUAGAGAAGAUGCUUUCAAGACAGAAGUGUAGAACAGCUUAUAAUCAAGUUAUUGAGAAGCUAUGUAGUUUUGGAAACUUGGAAGAGGCUGAAAAACUCUUGAGUAAGGUCUUGAGAACUGCUUCAAAAGUUGAUGCUAGCACAUGCCAUGUGCUUAUGGAAAGUUAUUUGAGGAAAGGGAUUCCUCUGUCUGCAUAUAAAGUAGCUUGUCGUAUGUUUAAUCGGAAUCUGAUCCCUGAUUUGAAGUUAUGUGAGAAGGUGAGCAAGAGACUAGUCUUUGAAGGAAAAUCAGAGGAGGCAGAUAACCUUAUGCUACGAUUUGUUGAGCGUGGAAAAAUUCAACCUCAGAACCAAGAGCACUAGCAAAGCUAGAGCCUAAAGGAUUCUUUUAAACUUGGUAUUCCAGAUGGAUUUGGUUCCAUUUCCCUUUCCCUUUUUCUCUGGUGCUAUCUAAAACUAUUUUGCCCAAGCAACUUUGCUUAGAUUUAAAGAUGGGAGCAAGCAUGUCUUGAGUUUGAGAACCCACAUGGAUUUGACCCUCCAAACGGUGGAUCAGCUUAUGGAGCUCAGUUUAAUGCAAUUCCAAGAACCAAGGGAAAGCUCGGUUGAUGACAACAAAGAAAUUAACUAGCUGGUACAUAGCCAGUAGCUCACCCUCACAUUCACAAGCUACCCUUUCUUUAUUCUAUACACGGUGUUGAUAUUAAUAUUUGUUUAAUUAUGAUUAAAUAUGGUUUUGGUUUUUGUGUAGAUGAUGGUUUAUUUCACAGCUCCUUGGUGUGUACCAACCUUGUAAAUUCUUGGAACCGUAUAUUAAUGAAAUAGCUUCCAAGUAUUCAGACAUUGCUGGAGGAGCAGUAUCUAAAAUUGUCUGAAAUAAAAUUUAAAACUUGGAAAAUGUAAGUUGAGCUGGAGGAAUUCAAGACAGAAGCUACUCACUUAGAGAAUCAGCAAGCAACUAUAAGAAGAUUUGAACAGCGCAAUCACCAGUUAGAGCAAAAGGAAAGACUUUCUCGUUGGUGGUCCAGAAAUAGGCCAGUCUCAAAAAAAUUUUAUGGGUUACGCACUGCAAAAUUCAUGUCAUACCCAAUGUUAUGAAUGGCUGCAGAAGGCAUGAGCUAUGAGAAGUCAGAACUUCCUUUAAUGGCAGAUUUUGCAAUCACUGAUUGGAUUGCCACUCGGUCUGGUAUAGGCAAGUUUUGUUUUUUCUUGUGUAAAUUCACAUACUGAUAUUAU